ACAUCCUGUGCUUUUCUUUAAGUUCCACAACACGCGUGUGACACCGAGGUGUUGAAACGUUGUAGCCAGGAUGAGCGCCGAUAACUCUGUUGGAAAUGUUUCUGUGCCUUUACGAAACCUACUCAACUCCAUACAGUGCAUUAGAGACCGAGUCAGAGAUGGAGAGUCCAACGAGUCAGACGGUGCAUUCAACCUUUCCAACUUUUGGGACACUCUCAACCAGGCAGCGAAGGCAAUGUCCCAGGAAGCCACUAAACUCAGCCUGGCCUUCUCCAAACCCCCACUGCCAUCGCAACAGGAUGGAGAGAAGUUGGCCGAGUCCAUCACGAAGAGUGUCUUGACUCUGUCCACAGUGUUUUACUGGCUACCUAAGAGCCAAGGUAUUAGUUUGCGACAGCAGGUCAGAGACGCAACAGUGGAGGUUCUGGAGGGUGUUGCACAGCUGGUGGAGGUCAUACUGAGCUCACCGCUGCAGAGUCUGACCCAGGAACAGUUGACAUCUACAGGUAGCGUGUGGUCAACCUGCAGCCAGUUUGCCCAGUUGCCAAAAGAUAAUAAAGCAGCAGUGCUGGUGGUUCUGUCUGCUCAGAUGGGUGUUGUCAAGGAUGCCUUAGAGGAAAUUGAACAGGCCUUAUCUGAGGCACAGGAUCCAUUCAAUGACAUCCUCGAUGACGACCUGGACGGGGAGGAGCCUCAAGGCAACCAGGACACACACUGGUCAGACAAAGACCGACGUGUGAUCAGUCCAUGCCAGGGGCUGAUGAAGGCAUCAGUGGCAUGCCUUAGGAAGCUGAUGUCGGCCGUUAAAGCCAAUGGUGAUGUCACUACGCCUCAAAAUCUGUCCCAGCUCGACGACCUGGCUUGCAUCACCAAGGAAAUAAGUCCUGGUGUUGAUGAUCUGGCGCUCUGCCUGUACCCACCCAUGGACUACAGUGGGGUAGAAAACAACGUUUCUAAACUGGCAGCACUGCUAAAGAAAAUCCUGGAGAUUAUCAGGUCCAGUCAUGUGUGUGGGGAAUCAGAGGUUACUUGGGUUCAGUUCUUAGAUGGAGCCGUGGAUCACAAUCUGCAGAAAGCCAGAGACCAUAUUCAGCAGGACAGCUAGUGUGUGUGUGCGUGUUUGUGUGUGCUAUUAUCUGAAGUAUCAGAAGCCAUGUUUCCAUUACAUAGGGCGUGUUAACACAGAAUCAACACGCUGUGGCACACUGUGGUUAACUUGCAUUUCCACUAGCAUAGUACCCUGGUACCAGGAGCAGGAUCUGGCGAGGUUCCAAGCAAGCUGAGGCAAUACUAUGAGAGACUGCCGGCCACUGAUUAGUCAGAUGAGUCAAGUCAAGCUGGUGGAAACGUGCAAAGAAUGUUUUUCAACGCCUACGUUAACUUUAAUAACGAUAAAAAAAAGCACUUGUUCCCACAUGACCUCUCUUUUCAACAGAAUCUUGUUACAUAAACAUAACUCAACAUUUGGCUAGUCCACAUUCUUUCAAGUACACACACCCACACAAAACCUGCCUAAUGAGCAGUUGUAAUUAUCCAAACUGGAUUAAAUAAAAUUGCAAACAAAGCUGUUUUAAUCUUUUAA
This is a messenger RNA of Solea solea (common sole), 1582 nucleotides long. It is a transcript of the gene ccndbp1, whose product is annotated as cyclin D-type binding-protein 1. The coding region runs from base 71 to 1105 and encodes 344 amino acids. Gene Ontology annotation, cellular component: nucleus. NCBI's taxonomy places the organism in Eukaryota, Metazoa, Chordata, Actinopteri, Pleuronectiformes, Soleidae. Gene Ontology annotation, biological process: regulation of cell cycle. The transcript is spliced from 11 exons. The record is from RefSeq and is a predicted model, not a curated record.